UGACUCGCCUCCGUCCGCCAUAUUGCAUUUGUAAGGUGGCGACUGGCGAGGGAUCAUUUACUAAUGCACAAUUUUUAAUUUUAUAAAUGCUUAAAAUAAUUCUGUACUCAGAACUGUUAGUGUAAGUUUGUUCGCGAGUUUGUUUUGUUUUGAGUUUGGUUUAAAUUCUUAUUAAGUGUACAGUGAACGCAUAAUUAUAAAAAUUGUGCUGGGUUCCACCAUUGAAAUAACCAAGUAGUGACCGAGAGUACCAGAAAAGGUUCACCGACAGCGCAUUGCAGACUGGUCCAGAUAUUUUCACAUGGAAUGUAGAUUCAUAGCAUCAUGAAUGGCAAAGUAAACGGUACUAUGGAAAAUCCAGUUGAUACUUCUCCAAAACCGCCAGACAAUUUAAAAAAUGAAAAGCAAACUGCUUCUGAAGGCUGUGAUAAUGCAACAAAUCUCUGUGAAAAUAGCAAUAACACUGAGGACGGUAAUCACUUAGACAGUGAAAGCAGUCAAGAGGGAAUGGCUCAUAGCAACGCGGGGGACUUGGACAAUGAUGACAGCAACGCCAGUGAUAGUCAGGAACAUGACAUCCAACUGUCAACAGAGGGGCCGGACCUACCUGAAAAUGAUAAUGAUAACAGUAACAUCAUUAUUUUGGAGAAUAAUUGUGGCAACAGUAAUGAAUCGUUUGCAGAGUCUCUAACCAAUUGUCAAGUGAAGACAGAUGCAAAUGAUGAAAACCUGCACAAAAUCAUGGUUGAAAAGAACCAAGAGGCUGAAGAAGCAAGGGCCCUUGGUAAAGGUACCACCACUAUUACUCGCAUCACUGAAAUCACACCAGAUGAGGUUUCUGAUACCAUGCUGGAUUCAGAAGUAGACUCUUCAGAUGAAGAUAUAUUUGAAGGUGAACCAAGAGCUGAAGACACAGUGAGUAUCAACUCAGACAGUGAUACAGACAGGCCAGUUGACCUGUCACAAGAAGACAUCAUUAAAAUAAAAGAUAGUAAUAUAGUUUUAUUAGACAAUGAAGAUGGGUCUCUUAGUCAAAAUGGGAAUUCCCAUGAUUCACUUAGUCCAGAAGUUCAAGAAAUUGUAAGUGAUAAUGAUGACUGUGUUAUGGAUGUAGAAAAGGUAGUGAGUGAUAGCAAAGUACAACUGCGACGCAGCAGUAGGGCGAUAAAGCGUAAAAGAUAUAUUGAUGAAUUGGAAAAUGGUGGUAAUGACUCUGAUAACCCCCCACCAGGACCAGUAAGUCGCAAGAAUAAACCAAUUGUUAUCAAUGAUACAAAAGCAUUGGUUGAAAUGGCAGCCAGGCAGAUGAAGACCAAUCAGAAUCACUCGCAAAGGAAGCCGCCUACUGUUGUAAUAAUUGACAUCAAUACCAAGCCGUCUGAAAAAUCUUCAAGUUCACAUAAGCCUGCUGGGUUGCCAAUAAGUUCUAAUUUAAGUGCACAAAAUCUUUAUCAGAGUAUUGUGGCUCGAGGCACGACUGUGACGCCAGUGAGCAGCAAGACUAACGCGACCACGCAGAGCUCGAGCCAGGCCGCGCAGCCCUCUAUACUGCCUUCACUUACAGACGACAUGUUCGUAGUUGAAGCCCCGUCUUUCAUAGUACCCUACGUUUACGAAAAACCUUCAGUGAAACCAUUCAGGGAGUUUGUAGACUUGUUGGGUAAGGAACUAGAUGAACAGAAAGCCAAAGAAGAUAAAGAAUUACAGGAACAAAAAAAAGAUGAAAAAAAGGAAAAAGAUAAAGAUGUGAAGAAAGAACAAGGUGACGAAGAUGCAGCCCAGUCAGAGGACGAGCCAGCUUCUGGAGGUGUUGAUUCAGCUGAGGUUGAGGAAGUUGAUGCUGAGCAAGUUGAUGACAAGAAAAAGAAGAAGAAAGAUAAACGAAGGCGUGGUGAGGAAGAUGAUGCAUCUUGGGAUGGAGAAUCUUCCACAGACUCUGAGGAUGAAAUCCUGAUGAGUGAUGAAGAAAAUAAGACUAUUAUUCUUAAAGAUAAAGUUGAUUCUAUAGGAGAGAUAAAAGAUGUUGCAGAUUUAACUGCAGAUAAGGUGUGCUCAAACAAAUCAGAUAAUUAUUUUGAUUGUUCCCUCGGAAAGUUUUUUAUGAAUAUUGGCUUAGGUUUGGUGCAAGAAUAUGUACAAAGUGAUUUAUUGAAACAACAGAACAGGAAACUAAAUAGAGAGAAGAAAUCUGGAAAUAGUACUAGAGCCACAGAGUCAUCUAUUGCUUCACUUAGUAAAAAUAUUGAAUUUAGCAAAGCAAAUAAUGCACCUUACUCGUUCCCUCAGAAGAAAUGCGAAUUUUGUAGUUUUAAGACGGAGUCUCAGUUGGCGUUGGCUCAUCACUUGGAGACGCCACACAUGAAGAAUAAUGUUUACAAGUGUAACUUCUGUCCGUUUGAGAUACGGAGUCCUCAUGAUAUACUAUAUCACAUGGAAGCGGAGCAUAAUAUCAGAGGGAAGUUAGAGAGAGCCCCCGCCUACCACCAGUGCGCCAACUGUCCUUUCGAGGACAACGGCAAAGGAAAAUUGGCGCGCCAUCUAAUUCCUUGUGCCAAGAAAUUUAAACCUGAAACGAAUUUGGCUCCACCGCUUGAGUGGGAGCCUCCUGCUAAAAUACCAAAGAUAACCAGGUCCCGCAACAGUAUGAUGGGUUCUUACCAGAAUAACUUGAACCGGGGUCACAUGGGCAGUAGUCAGGGGCGUCAGGUGGCUAGCUUUACGGUCAGUGCUUCGUACCGGCCCCGCACUCGCACGCCCAUGUCCGUGGCGCCACGAUCCCUGCCCGUGCAUGGGGUGCCUAUAUUACGCAGCGGCGUUAUGGUCAGGCACAAUGCGCCGGCUUCCCUGUCUUCAAAUUAUCCAGUCUCUAAUCACGUAAGACAGAAGUCGGUGCAUCAGCCGUCGAUUUCCAUAACCCCACUGCCUCGGCAGUCGCUGCCCGCGCCAGUGCAGUUCCCGCCCCCACAAGUCGUCAACUCCAAGAGUACCUUCGUCAUUUGCGAGAUUUGUGACGGCUACAUCAAAGAUCUCGAGCAGCUACGAAAUCACAUGCAAUGGAUACACAAAGUGAAGAUCCAUCCUAAGAUGAUCUACAACAGGCCGCCACUUAAUUGCCAAAAAUGUCAAUUUAGGUUUUUCACGGACCAAGGCCUAGAACGACAUCUGCUAGGUUCUCACGGCCUUGUCACUAGUUCAAUGCAAGAAGCCGCCAACAAAGGCAAGGACGCCGGCAGGUGCCCCGUGUGUGGCAGGGUAUACCAAUGGAAAUUGCUGAACCACGUGGCCAGGGAUCACAACCUAACGUUGAAGCCAGCUCACUUGUCAUACAAAUGCACGGUUUGUACGGCCACGUUUGGCAUGUACAAGCAGUUUGAAAGUCACGUGUAUUCUGCUCACAGCGUGGUCGCCAAGCGAGUCAUGGACAAAAGCAAGAGUGCGGCCCCUCCUAAGGCUAGCGAAUCGCUCCUGAAGCCAUUGAAAAUUAAUGACGAGAUUACAAUUAUACCACAGCCCGUGAAAGCGGCUAAUACUCCCAAUAAUAAUGAUGAUUAAGAAUUGGCGGCGCUAGGCGUCGCUGUUUGGUGGUGCGAGCUUGCCGUAUCCGUCGUGUCGUCAAUCAGAAGACGCCACUUCACCGUGACGUUAUGCAUGGAACUCCCCCCUUAGUGUACAUUCCAAUACGAGCGCAUUCUUGCUACGCGUAUAACAUUAAGCCUAUAAAUACUGUACUAUAUGUCCGCUACGAGAGAUUAUGUAGCGACAGCUCGUCACACAGCGUUCCAGGUAAUUAGACUUCUAAAAUAUUACACAUUACACUGCCUAGGCUUCAAAAGCCAGUGAUCUUUAUCAUAAAUUCGAAUAUGGAACCAAGAUUCCAUCUUUGAUUUUAUACAAUACAUUCAAUUAUGCACGGCAGUCAUUCGUAAUUUUCGAUGUUGUAAAUUUCGUAAUAAUUAACGUAAUUUUAUAUACUAUUUGUAAUUUGGAAUGUACACUGAUCAAGUGGAGCAAGUAACUCACGUAAAUGUUAAACAUACCUCAGCGAAUCUUAGAUAUAUUGUAAUUUUUUAUGUAAGAUAUUAUAAUGUCAUAUUCCGUGAGGGGUGAAGAGGAGUUGAAAUUGAAACUUAUUUGGAUUUAUAUAGUAAGGUAAACAAAUGUGUGCGGGUUGUGUUAUUGCGAUGGGAUACAAAGUCCGUCUAUUUAAUAUUAUUUUUGAAGAGGAUCUUGUUUGACAAUAUAAUAACUUUACAUGAUUAUGCAUGCCACAGUCAAGCUAUUAGCAAUUUGCAGUUCGUAAUUAAUGGAUUGAUUAUGAAACACUCUUCAUGUUACCGAAACACAAUUUGUAAUUGCUGCUAGCGCUUAGUACCAAGUAUGCUCUACAUACUAUGUAAGUAGAUUAUACUAAAUCUGGUUGAGUUUGAUGAUGUGAUGUGUCUUGAAUUAUGUUAUGUGUGAGUCUAAAUACAAUCUAGGUUCAUCAACAUGAUUAUAAUGAACCUAUACAGUGAAGUAAAUCUGGUUGAGUUUGAUCAUGUGACGUGUCUUGAAUUAUGUUGUGUGAUUAUUUGGAGUCUAAAUACAAUCUAGGUUCAUCAACAUGAUUAUAAUGAACCUAUACAGUGAAAAGCAAUUUAAAAGCAAUAAUUGUAGGGUAGUUUCCACGUGGAAUUACCUGCCUUAGAGCACAUGAAGCCUAGCCGGAUGUUGAUUACUGGUCUAACCUCAUGCACGUUGUCCACAAGAAAUUAUAGAAGUUUAGAUUGCCACUUUAUGGUUAGGUGCCGAGCGCCUUCUAUGGUUCACACCUAACUUACUGGCGGUUCACAAUAAGUUGAUCGCGGCGAGACGCGCAUGUCUCAUCACACAUAUCCUUCGUGCGCUCUGCAGUCUCCAGCGAUAUACCGUUCACGCCAUUAAGUUAGACAUGAGCUAUAUACCAAGCGUUAGGUCAGUUUUAUUAUCUUGCCGCAUGCAGCUAGACUUUAAGUCGACCCAAACAAAAUAUUGAUUAAUAAGACUAUUCGUGAUGACUAUGUUAACAAAGAUAAUCAUUAGGAGACUAUAACUUUUCUAUGUAUAAUGUUGCCAAUACCUGGAAAUGUCGCACCGAAAAGUAUCCUUUUCAUUUAAUUGACCUUAGAACUAUUGUAAAUAUAGUAAUUUCUUCGUAUUUUUAAUUUAGUAGUUCACAUGUUUUGCAUGCAUCGCGACCAAAUAUAUGUUUGACUCAGGGUAACACUAAUAUUAAAAUGUAAAACACGUAGGAAGCGUUUCAUAUCAUAUUGCUGUCGUAGUUGAAAUGUCUAAAUCGUAAUGAUCGAAGUCGCCUCGACCGUUGUGUAGGUAGCGACACUUCGAGUAGAUGCACACGUCAAACUUGAACAUUAUAACGUUUUCAUUAAACACUGAGACAUCUUCUACGUCGCAUCAAAUAUGCUGAUUGUCUGCGGUCGGCAAAACUUUGUUGCUUUUCAUAGAUCUUAUAUUUAAACGUGUUAUUUACAUAUGAAAAAUAUUGAUUCUUUAUUUUUUAUAGCUUACUAAACAAUCAGAUACAGAUAUAUUUACCAAGUAUAUAGUGUCGUGCAAUAGAUAUAUUUUGUAGAUGUCUUCAGUAAUAAUAAUAGCAGGUGUCGUGAGGCCCUCGGCUCGUGUGACGGUAGCUGUCCUCUCGUGAGCGGCCUCUUGUGAUUUUAUCUUGCAAAGAAUCUUUUCAAUGGCCUUCCGAAAUAUUCAACUGAAUUAAAAUAAUAUUCUAUUUGAUAUCAGUUCUAUGCUCAAUAGAAAUUUAAUCUUAGUAAAUGUUUGAAAAAAUAUGUAGACGCCGAUCACCUACGAUCAAAAUUGCACUGUUUGUACAUAAUUCGAUUUUCAUGACAAAAGAGAAAUAAGUAAACGUUUAGUCGUAUAUCGUCGCAAAAAGGCCAAUUCGUGAAGGGACUAGUUCUCGAAAGGACUAAUUCGCGAACUAGCUAAUUCUCAAAAGGACUAAGUAGUAAAAUGCCUAAUUCGUGAAAAGACUCAUUUGUAAAAGGACUAAUUCGUAAAGUGGCUAAUUCUCCGAAUGGCCAACUCAUUCCAUGAGUUAAAUGAUAUGAAAAAUCUAAGUUAAUCUUCUAGGUUAUGUUAUAUUUUAUAACAAAUGCAAACAAUAACUUAGCCAAAAAACAUUAUUAAACUAGAACAAUCAUAGAUUUUUAUAGCGAAAAACACCGUAUCUUACAAUGAGUCAUAUAACAUAUUUUAAGUUUCAUCACUACAAUAAUAGAUGAGGAAAAUACCAAGUGAUUUCUAUAUUCUCAAUCCACUUUAGAACAACAACGAUUUACUCAUCCGUUGACUAGGUGGAGCUACUUUUAAUAAUUAGGCUUUAUACGACUAAACGAAGUAAUCAUCACAUAUUUAUUUGUAACUUAUUUUCAACCAGGUAAAAUUAUGUUGGACAAUUAAUUUCUUAAAAUCUUUGUUAGCGUUUAGUACAUUUAGUGAAUGACGAUUAUUUUAAAUCAAUGAAUUGGCUCGUGAUGCUUAUACUGAUAAAUCUGUUGCAUGUGGAUUUGGGUGACCAUAGUGGCUUGGAUGUUGCAGUCGUAAAAAAUAACUAAUCAAAGUAAAAUAUAGCAAAAAGGCUGAAAAUUCAACAUCGUGCAUAGGGUGAUUGUACACUUUCUCUUAGUUCUCGUGUUAGCUGACGUCUUGUAAGGGUUGUUGUGUUCCUCUGAUGUUUGUUUAAACCAUGGCCACUGGAGCCAAGUUAUUAUGUUUAUUUAUACACAAGCCGAUAUGGUCGCACCGUGUCAGUUUUGUAAAAGGUGAUAAAAAAAAUAUAUAUAUAAGCAUGUUUUUUGACUAUUAUGAAUAGCUGUGUUUAUACUGACUUUUUUUUCGAAGCUGUGUUUUUCAAGAAUUUUUCAAAGAAGUUGUACCUAUCAUCACCAUUUCAUAGCAAUAGCCGCUGUGUUAAUUAAUACAUAUAAGUUUAGACACAUAGCGUAAUAAAUAUAUUCGAAGGCCGAAUUUCUCUUUGUAGGCUAUUUGUCUGAUCGAGUGCGUCGAAAUACUACAUGAUUGUGUUUAGGAGUGCACAUUCCUAAUGAGUAAAGAAUUAUUUCAUUGUAGUAAUACCGGGAGGUGCGUGGUUAAUAUUUAUUAUUUAAACCUAGGUUGUUAAAUUAGCUUUUAGUUAAAUUGAGAGUAAAAAAUAAUAACUUAAAGAGUUUAUUUUCUGCUACUGUGUUUUUAUUUUCCGAUACUUGUGUUUCUAAACUUGAGUGACUGCGAUUAGCAGAACCUAAUUUAGGUUUUGAAGAUCAUAAUAUAUUAAUACCUAAAAGAACACGAUUCGAAAGUUUUGUAUCAUUUUGUUAUCUUGUAAAUAAGGUAUCGUUUAAGUAUUUGUAAUAAAGAUACCUUACCAUUA
Messenger RNA from Helicoverpa armigera (cotton bollworm), 7426 nucleotides. RefSeq names its product dentin sialophosphoprotein (gene MEP-1). Gene Ontology annotation, cellular component: nucleus. Lineage: Eukaryota; Metazoa; Arthropoda; Insecta; Lepidoptera; Noctuidae. The record is from RefSeq and is a predicted model, not a curated record. The coding region runs from base 325 to 3552 and encodes 1075 amino acids. The transcript has 9 exons. Gene Ontology annotation, biological process: positive regulation of transcription by RNA polymerase II.